Molecule: messenger RNA, 297 nt
Organism: Sphenostylis stenocarpa
Lineage: Eukaryota; Viridiplantae; Streptophyta; Magnoliopsida; Fabales; Fabaceae
Source: the annotation of a GenBank genome assembly
AUGGAAAUUUAUGGGGAAGAAGUGAAGGAAGGAGAAGAAGUUAGGGAGGAAGAAGAAUCUUUGGAUGGAGAAGAAGUCAAGGAUAAAGAAGAAAUUAUGGAUGAGGAAGAAGCUAAGGAGGGAGAGAUGAUUAUUAUGGAUGGAGAAGAAGUCAAGGAAGGAGAAGAAGUCAAGGAAGGAGAAGAAGUCAUGGACGAAGAAGAUGUUAUGGAGGGAGAAGAAGUUAAGGAAGGAGAAAAAGUUAGGGACAGAGAGGAAAUUAAAGAAGAAGAAGAAGAAGUUAAGGAUGAAGAAUAA